This is a messenger RNA of Arachis duranensis, 2336 nucleotides long. Its product is annotated as serine/threonine-protein kinase-like protein At1g28390. NCBI's taxonomy places the organism in Eukaryota, Viridiplantae, Streptophyta, Magnoliopsida, Fabales, Fabaceae. The coding region runs from base 238 to 1770 and encodes 510 amino acids. The transcript has a single exon. Gene Ontology annotation, cellular component: plasma membrane. Gene Ontology annotation, biological process: protein phosphorylation. The record is from RefSeq and is a predicted model, not a curated record. Gene Ontology annotation, molecular function: protein kinase activity; ATP binding.
AUUAAUAGAGAAAAAAGUUAGUGUAGUAGUAGUAGCAGUAAGGUUGGUUCACAUCGUCGUGAAAAGAAAAAGAAACAAAUUAAAGUGGUUUUUUUUAAAGUGGAAGAACACAGCGUACCUUUUCUCUGCAGUUAUGGGUUUUGCCGCUCUCUGUUUUCCCAUUCCCACCAUCAAACUCUCUCACAACUACUAACUCUUUCUCUUCUCUUUUUCGUAAUCAAAAUUCAAUUCAGCUCAAUGGGUUAUCUCUCUUGCAAUGCCGACUCUGCAAUCGCCACCUGUGACCCUAACUACUGCCAUUUCAAGAACCGCAAAACCAACAACCUCCUUCAAAUCCGCCACUUCCCUUACUCCGACAUCCUCGCCGCAACUAAAACCUUCUCCGCCGAUACCUUCCUCGGCAAAGGCAGCCACGGCAGCGUCUACAAAGCCACACUCGACGGCGGCAAGCUCAUCGCCGCCGUCAAGAAAACUAAGCACGCCAAACCAUCAUCACGCCGUCACCAAAGUACCGCUGCAGCAUCUUGCACCGGUUGCGGCAACUGCACCAGCCCGGCGGAGAACGAGAUCGAGAUCCUCUCUCGCGUCUUUAGCCCCCGCCGGCUAGUGAACCUCAUCGGAUUCUGCACCGAUCCAAGCAACGGCGGCAAGCUCAUCGUCGUCGAGUACAUGCCGAACGGCUCCCUCCACGACCUCCUACACUCGCCGGUCCGACCGCCCGGUUGGACCGCACGCGUCCGGCUCGCACUUCAAAUCGCGAAGGCGGUUCACGCGCUUCACACAUCAAACCCUCCGGUGAUCCACAGAGACAUUAAAUCUUCCAACGUUCUCAUCGACGGAGCGUGGAACGCGAGGCUCGGAGACUUUGGGCUCGCGCUGAGAGGACACGUGGAGGACGUGCGCGUGAAGUGCACACCGCCAGCUGGCACGUUAGGGUACCUUGAUCCUUGCUAUCUUGCGCCCGAGGAUCUGAGCGCUAAGAGCGACGUCUUCAGCUUCGGGAUCUUGCUGUUAGAGAUUCUCAGCGGCAGGAACGCCAUCGACGUGAACUUCAGUCCGCCAUCGGUGGUCGACUGGGCAGUGCCGUUGAUUAAGAGAGGAGAGUUCGCCGUCAUUUGCGACAGGCGAAUCGGAGCGCCGUCGGAUAAAGAGGUGGUUCGAAUGGUGGCGGUGAUGGCGGCCAUGUGCGUGAGGUCCACGGCGGAGAAGAGGCCGUCGAUGGAGGAGGUUGUGCAGUGCUUGAAGAUUGCAAGGAAGAGAAUGCGCGCGGUGCCGAUAUGGAGUGGAUUGAGGUGGCGCGUGAGGCGCGUGGAAAGUGAGAAACGGUUAGAAUGGGAAGCGCGUGAGUGUGACAGUUAUUACGAUAGGAGUGAGGAGGAGGUAGUGAGAGCGGCGAAGGGUGGUGUGAGUAGAAGGAAGAAAAACAGGAAGGUAUCCAAUGUGACGGGUGCAGAGUAUUAUGGUAGACCCUCAUCCAAUCAUGUAGUGAGGUCAAAGUCAAUUGGUGCGGGUUCUCUGAAAGUAAAUUCGGAUUCGGGAAGUUCGCGGUCGCAACAAAACGGGUCGGGUUUCGUGAGGAGAAGGUCGAAGCUUAACAAGUCUAGGUCCAUGGGGGUGUUGCAAGGUUCUUCUCGUUUAUCAUCACAUUAUUAUGAAAGUGAUCCAAUACAUUCGUUAGAAACGGCAAUGUUGUCUAAGUGGGUCAUUACGGAUAAGUUGGAAAAAAAACUGCUUGAGAAACCGUUAGUUAAUUCUGUUGGAAUUAAUUAAUUUAACUGUGGAUAAUUAGUGAAGGUUUUUGAAUGGUUGCAUUAUUGCAACAAAGCGCAAGCAUGUGGAAUUCCAUGUGUAGGAGCUUCAAGGAUAUAAACCAUUCUUUAGAGUGAUAAGCUCUUCAACAAAAUUCAAGGGCUUAAUGAAUAUUAUUAGAAAUUGUUAUUGUAUUAUCCAAGGUUUUUGGAGGAGGGGGCAGAUGAAUGUUUUACACAAUUCGGACUAGGCCUUGAAGAAGUGUCCAGAUGGGUUGUCUUAACCAUAUUUGUACUAUAAAUUUGUAGCACUUACACAAAUUUUUCUAUCUUAAUCCUUUUUUUUUUCAACUUUAGGUCCCAAAAAAAAAAGGGUUCAACUUAGCUUUGGGAUGGAUAGAAUAUUUGUAAACAUUUAUUGCUUCGCUUGUAGUACAUUUAAUUUUUUUUUUUUUCAGAAAAGAAGAAGAUAGAGAAUAGACAACAAAGGCAUUAAAUGAUUCACAAUUAUCCUGUACUCUUAAAUCUAUGUUAUGUAGAAGUACUUCACAUUUUAUCAAUAAAAAGAUCAAAAUUCAAUACUAGAAA